This is a messenger RNA of Stylophora pistillata, 2416 nucleotides long. RefSeq lists its product as uncharacterized. The record is from RefSeq and is a predicted model, not a curated record. Lineage: Eukaryota; Metazoa; Cnidaria; Anthozoa; Scleractinia; Pocilloporidae. Gene Ontology annotation, molecular function: calcium ion binding.
CCCCCUCUGUGUGUGAGCCUAACCCUUGCAAAAAUGGAGGAAAAUGUCUAGCUGUCGGUUACAACACGUACAAUUGCACUUGUCCAGCGGGGAUCGGAGGUGUGAACUGUACGGAAGAUAUCGUGAAUGAAUGCGAUUCAGCACCCUGUAAGAACGGCGGGACUUGUAGAGAUCUUUUGGGUGCUUUUAAAUGUAAUUGUACAGAGAAAUUUUCCGGAAAGGAGUGUGAAAUUGCUUGUUCAAGUCAACGAUUCAAUUUGGUGUUCUUAGUCGAUGGAUCUGGAAGCAUAGAACUUCAAGGAAAAGGAAACUUUCAACGUUCCAAAGACUUUUUGAUAUCUCUCGUCCGUGAAUUUGAAAUUGGUCCAAACCAAACCAACGUUGCCACUGUUCUGUAUUCGCAACACUAUCGCAUAAUCCAUCGUCUGGAUACCUUUUACACACUGGCUGGCGUAGAAAACGCAAUUCAAGGCAUGGAUUUCCCCUCAGAUGGUACUCGCACUGGGCAAGGCUUAAACGUUAUUCGCAAUGACAUAUUAAAAAAUCUAGGACCUGCUAGAGGAGAUGUUCCUAAAAUCGUGGUUGUUUUGACCGAUGGAUUAUCCAAGGACAGUAUAGUUGGUCCGGCUCGUGCUCUACGAGAUGUAGGGGUGACGAUUUUUAGUGUCGGUGUUGGCUGCUGUUAUUACAAGCCUGAGUUAAACGAGAUGGCAACGGAUCCUGAUCAAGAUCACGUUUUUGAAGCUAAAUUUUCAGAUCUACAAAGAAUUGCUGGUUCGCUUCGUGAGAAUAUUUGUUCUGCUAUAGACGUUUGCAGAAAUAAUCCGUGUGAGAAUAAUGGAAUUUGUACCAGCUUAGCGAAUGAUUUUCACUGUAAUUGUACAUCAAGUUGGACAGGAAAGAAUUGCUCAAUUGAUGUUGAUGAGUGUACUGCUAAUGUGACAAAAUGCAGUGAAAACCAACUUUGUCAUAACUAUCCUGGAGGAUCACGUUGUCUUUGUAGUGACGGUCUAUAUGAUCAUAACUGUACAAUCCGUUGUAAUGAAACGAAGGCUGAUGUUUUAUUCCUCGUGGAUAGCUCUGGCAGCAUCAAUCAAGCAGACAAAAAUAACUAUCAACGAAUCAAAGAUUUCAUCAAAGGAUUCGUCAAGGCUGUAGUUAUUGGGCCGAACGACACCAGAAUUGGACUUGCCACCUUCUCCUCGCAAAACAGUUUCAGAGUUCGCUUCAAUUUUAGUGAAUACUACGCCACGCAUGAGUUGGUCAAUGCUGUACAGAGCAUUCCUUAUGACGCAGGUGGUACUUAUACAGGCGCCGCGUUGAGUACAAUAAGAACACAUCUCUUCAGCAUGGCCAGGGAGGGAAUUCCCAAAAUUCUUAUCAUUUUAACAGACGGUAAAUCGGAAGACGACGUUUCGGGUCCAUCGAAAAGUCUACGUGAUGAAGGCGUCCAUAUCGUUUCCAUUGGCGUUGGUAAUGCUGUGUACAGUGAGCUCGCAGAUAUGGCGUCUGAACCUGAUAAUAAGAAUGUCUUCAACGCAACAUUUGAAUCCCUUUUUAACAUUUUUGAUACUUUACAGGAAACUGUUUGCAAAGUUGUUCAAAACAAUAUAGACCCCUGUCUUAGCAGUCCGUGUCAGAAUAAAGGAAAAUGCAAACGUUUCCUGAAUGGAUUCAAUUGUACAUGCCCAGCUGGUUUUACUGGAGAAAUUUGCGACUCAAUACAAGAACCCAACAAAUGCAGUCCUUCGCCGUGCUUGAAUGGUGGGCAGUGUAAAAACACAAAUCAGACCUUCCGCUGCUUCUGUGCACGUGGUUACUAUGGAAACCGCUGUGAGUUUGGUAAGUAAAGCAUGGACGAAACUAUCGAUUAAAGGUAAUUUUAUUUAGGUAAUUGUCGACUGCUCGACAUAGCUACGUAUUUCCAUCAUGGAUCUCGUAUCGCGCAUCAGCACGAAAUUUCACACGUCAUCGCUUCCCGUCUUCAUCAUGAGCAAACAAGUCACAUAUGAAGCAUUAUACUUUGCCAUACCAAAAGAAUCGUUAUCACGCAUGCUAUGUCAUCACACAUCUUGCUUUAAAUCGAGAUUGGUGCCUUGUUUUUAAUUGCUGAAUACCUUCCUCUACUAUUAAAGUGUAUAUGACAUGAAAUUUUUUUUUUCUUUUCUGCUAGUUCGAUAUAUAUAACAAACGGUUCGAGAGUUAAAAAUCGUUGAAAAUAAUUGUAAACACAUAGUUUUCGUUAAACUACGCGCUAAGUUGGCUUAAAAUUUGUCCCCUCGAACGCGCGGCCAAAAGGUCACGUGAACUUAACCUGUGACGUCAGGUUGUUUGACUCUCAUUAGACCACUUUCAUAAAUGGCUGCCGGAUUAAAAUUCUUUUGUUUACAUAUAAAUUUGCCAGGGUGGCCUCGUU